AUGACUUCACGCAUGGAGUUUACAGACCGGGGCAAGAAGGCCCUGGAGGACGCCAUGGCAUUGGCCGAGCAGUAUGCUCACUCACAGCUCAUGCCAGUCCAUCUCGCAGUCUCCUUGCUCACCCCUCCACCGGAUCUGUCCAAGGAUCAACAAAACGCUCCGCCCGGUGGAGCAAGUUCCAGUCUAUUCCGCCAGGUCGUCGAGAGAGCACAUGGCGAUCCGCAGCUCUUUGAGCGAGCUCUCCAGAAGCGGCUCGUUCGACUGCCCAGCCAAGACCCACCACCCGAGAAUGUUUCCAUGUCACCAAGCUUCAGCACCGUCCUCAGGAAGGCUGGUGAGCUGCAAAAGACACAAAAGGAUUCCUAUGUGGCAGUCGACCACCUGAUCACUGCCCUGGCGGAAGACCCCGGCGUGGCCGAGGCGCUCAAGGAGGCCAACAUUCCCAAGGCCAAGCUGGUCCAGGAUGCCAUUCAGACUAUCCGUGGAACGAAGCGAGUGGACUCCAAGACCGCAGACACAGAGGAGGAACAUGAGAACCUGGCAAAGUUCACCAUCGACAUGACAGCCAUGGCACGAGAGGGCAAGAUUGACCCCGUCAUCGGCCGAGAAGAAGAAAUUAGACGAGUCGUCCGAAUUCUGUCCAGACGAACCAAGAACAACCCCGUCCUGAUUGGUGAGCCCGGUGUCGGUAAGACAACCGUUGUUGAAGGCUUGGCACAGCGUAUUGUCAAUGCUGAUGUCCCCGACAACCUGGCCGCCUGCAAGCUCUUGUCUCUUGAUGUCGGUGCCCUGGUCGCCGGCAGCAAGUAUCGUGGUGAAUUCGAGGAGAGAAUGAAGGGAGUUUUGAAGGAGAUCUCCGAGUCCAAGGAGAUGAUUGUUCUAUUUGUCGACGAGAUCCACUUGCUCAUGGGCGCUGGUUCGUCCGGUGAAGGUGGUAUGGAUGCAGCCAAUCUGCUCAAGCCCAUGCUAGCUCGUGGUCAGUUACACUGCAUUGGUGCAACCACCCUUGCCGAGUAUCGAAAGUACAUUGAGAAGGAUGCCGCCUUUGAACGACGAUUCCAACAAGUCAUUGUCAAGGAACCAAGCAUUCCCGAGACUGUUUCCAUUCUUCGAGGUCUCAAGGAGAAGUACGAAGUGCACCAUGGUGUUUCCAUUGCCGAUAGCGCCAUUGUCGCUUCGGCCACACUCGCAGCACGCUACCUCACCUCUCGACGACUUCCCGACUCUGCAGUCGACUUGAUCGACGAGGCCGCUGCUGCAGUCAGAGUUGCCAGAGAGUCUCAACCAGAAAUCAUCGAUUCACUCGAGCGUAAGCUGCGACAACUCAAGAUUGAGAUUCAUGCCUUGAGCCGAGAGAAGGACGAAGCAUCCAAGGCUCGUCUUCAGCAAGCCAAGCAGGAUGCUGAGAACGUCGAGGAGGAACUUCGACCUCUCAGAGAAAAGUAUGAGAGUGAGCGAAGACGUGGCAAGGACAUUCAAGAAGCCAAGGUCAAGCUCGACCAGCUGAAGGUCAAGGCCGAGGAUGCCGCACGUAUGGGCGACCACGCUCGUGCUGCCGAUCUUCAGUACUACGCAAUCCCUGAACAAGAAACUGCCAUCAAGCAGCUCGAGAAGGAAAAGGCCAUUGCCGACGCAGCUCUCAACCAGAACGACAUUGGUGGAUCUAUGGUUACCGACAUCGUUGGACCAGAACAAAUCAACGAAAUCGUCUCUCGCUGGACCGGUAUCCCUGUCACUCGACUCAAGACCACCGAAAAGGAGAAGCUUAUCAAGAUGGAGCAGGCUCUGGGCAAGAUCGUUGUUGGUCAGAAGGAGGCCGUCAACGCAGUCUCCAAUGCCAUCCGUUUGCAACGAUCCGGACUCAGCAAUCCCAACCAGCCUCCCAGCUUCCUAUUCUGUGGUCCUUCGGGUACUGGUAAGACACUUUUGACCAAGGCUCUUGCUGAGUUCUUGUUCGACGAUCCCAAGGCCAUGAUCCGAUUCGACAUGUCAGAAUACCAGGAACGUCACGCCCUGAGUAGAAUGAUCGGUGCACCCCCAGGAUACGUUGGACACGACGCUGGUGGCCAGCUUACCGAGGCCCUCCGACGCAAGCCUUUCUCUAUCCUACUGUUUGAUGAAGUGGAAAAGGCGGCCAAGGAGGUCUUGACUGUCCUCCUUCAGCUCAUGGACGACGGCCGCAUCACUGAUGGCCAGGGUCGUGUGGUCGACGCAAGGAACUGCAUUGUUGUCAUGACCUCCAACUUGGGUGCCGAAUUCCUAGCUCGUCCUGCUGGCCGUGAUGGCAAGAUCGAUGCAACCACUCGAGAACUUGUCAACAAUGCGCUGCGCAACUACUUCCUGCCCGAGUUCUUGAACCGUAUCAGCUCGGUGGUAAUCUUCAACCGCUUGACACGCAAGGAGAUUCGCAACAUUGUUGACCUUCGCAUCAGCGAAAUUCAGAAGCGUUUGUACGACAACGAGCGCAAUGUGCGCAUCCAGGUGUCAGACGAAGCCAAGGACUACCUGGGCAACGCUGGUUACUCCCCUGCCUAUGGUGCCCGUCCGCUAGCCAGACUCAUUGAAAAGGAAGUGCUGAACAGAAUGGCAGUCCUGAUUCUGCGCGGUGCUAUCCAGGAUGGCGAGACGGCUCGCGUGGUGCUGGUAGAUAACAAGAUCCAGGUCUUGCCCAACCACACCGACAGCGAGCUUGGGGAUGAAGACAUGCUCAUCGAUGAUGAUGACGCAGUGGAGGAUAUUGUACCAGAUGACAUGGACGAGGAUAUCUACAAUGACUAG
Pestalotiopsis fici W106-1 is the source of this 2778-nucleotide messenger RNA. Its product is annotated as Heat shock protein hsp98. The coding region runs from base 1 to 2778 and encodes 925 amino acids. NCBI's taxonomy places the organism in Eukaryota, Fungi, Ascomycota, Sordariomycetes, Amphisphaeriales, Sporocadaceae. Gene Ontology annotation, molecular function: ATP binding; ATP hydrolysis activity. Gene Ontology annotation, biological process: cellular response to heat. The record is from RefSeq and is a predicted model, not a curated record. Gene Ontology annotation, cellular component: cytosol; cytoplasm. The transcript has a single exon.